CGUCUCGUCUUUUGUUUCAUUUCCACUUCGGGAAGAGGGGAGAAGACAAGAAGCAAAUUAGAAAGAAAAAGAAAGGGGGGUGUGAUGGCUGAGGCACGUUUUUCAUUUCAGAUCAAUGACCGAAGCAGAAUAAAGCGCUGGGUUUUUUAACAGCACAAAGCCUUGUCCUGAAGGAAAGUCACAAUCAACCAACUUUCUCUGCCCGACAGCUUCGGCUUCUCCCAUGUGCCUCGGGGAUCCUUUCCCGUGCUGGGGGUCCCCCUGUGCACCCCGGCAGCAGCGGCGCUGCCCUCCUCGCUUCCCUCUUUUUAAUUUCCAGACGUUAAAUUCUUCUGCAAACAUUCAUGCCUUAGGAAGGGCUGGAACAAAGCUCAGCUGCUCCAACCGGUCGGACAGAGCCUUCCUGGUGAAGCGCCGGAGCCCGCAGCCGGCGGUGCGCAGUUGGGAUGGGCUGCCCGACGAGGAGAGAGCCGACACCUACAUCCCAGGCGGCAUCGGCUGCGUGCUGCUGGGCUACGAGGACAGCUGCAGCCUGGAGAGCAGCGGGAGCAGCGGCACUCGGGACGCGGAGCCCAGCGAUCCCCCGACGCCACAGCCCGUCCCCGGCGACCUGGGCACGGCCGGGGGGAUGCUGCUGGACCUGGCCGUCAAGCGCCCCAUGGCCAGGUCGAAAAUCAAGUUCACCACCGGCACCUGUAACGAUGCUAUGGUGCAUAGCUGCGAGCUGUGUGGCAAAGGCUUUCGCCUGCAGAGGAUGCUCAACCGUCACAUCAAGUGUCACAGCCAGGUGAAGAGGCACUUGUGCACCUUCUGUGGGAAAGGCUUCAAUGACACCUUCGAUCUGAAAAGACAUGUCCGGACCCACACUGGGAUUCGUCCUUACAAGUGUGAGGUUUGCAACAAAGCCUUCACCCAGCGCUGCUCCCUGGAGUCCCACCUGAAGAAGAUCCACGGUGUGCAGCAGCAAUAUGCCUACAAACAGAGGCGAGAUAAACUUUAUGUGUGUGAAGACUGCGGCUACACGGGCCCCACGCAGGAGGACCUGUACCUGCACAUUAGCAACGUGCAUCCUGGAAGCGCCUUCCUGAAAAAGACCUCAAAAAAACUGGCAGCCGUGUUGCAAAACAAACUGAGCCCCGUCUUGCAGAGGAACUCCAAAGAUGAUGACAAAGAUGAGUAACGCAAUGGAUUACAGUGGUCUACAGGAAUGAAGUUUACAUGUAGGACUAUAUAUAUAUAUUAUUUUUUUAAAACAAUUUGGAAAGGAAUCCCUGAGAUGAAAGGGAUGCUUUUGCUAACGGGGCUGUCUUGAUGUUGGUAGAACCUCAACUUGAAAGAAAUACUCCCCUAUACGAUGUGAACAUCGGACGUUUUUAUCUGGCCAAAGGAAAUGGGAAGCUUGGAAGAGGCUGUCACCUCUUGGAUGGAGUAUUUUCUGAAUUGAACCAGGCAACCUGUCUUCUGUUUUGAUUCUACCACACAUCCAAGAGGCCACUGACAAAUAAUUUGCCUUUACCCAGUGUAUUUUGUAAAAAUAAUAACCAUUACCUCCUGUGCAAAUGACUUCUGAGUUUUGAGUGAAAAGUGCCGUGUAAGUACAGCUACUCACGCAUUGUUCUAUGCAAAGUUAAUUAAAAUGGUCUUAAGGAGUGCA
Messenger RNA from Pezoporus occidentalis (night parrot), 1654 nucleotides. It is a transcript of the gene OVOL2, whose product is annotated as ovo like zinc finger 2. The transcript is spliced from 5 exons. Gene Ontology annotation, molecular function: RNA polymerase II cis-regulatory region sequence-specific DNA binding; DNA-binding transcription factor activity, RNA polymerase II-specific. Gene Ontology annotation, biological process: epidermal cell differentiation; regulation of transcription by RNA polymerase II. Lineage: Eukaryota; Metazoa; Chordata; Aves; Psittaciformes; Psittacidae. The record is from RefSeq and is a predicted model, not a curated record. Gene Ontology annotation, cellular component: nucleus. The coding region runs from base 224 to 1180 and encodes 318 amino acids.